This is a messenger RNA of Eptesicus fuscus (big brown bat), 4198 nucleotides long. It is a transcript of the gene RNF145, whose product is annotated as ring finger protein 145. The record is from RefSeq and is a predicted model, not a curated record. The transcript has 12 exons. Gene Ontology annotation, cellular component: endoplasmic reticulum; endomembrane system. Bases 247 to 2406 code for a protein of 719 amino acids. Lineage: Eukaryota; Metazoa; Chordata; Mammalia; Chiroptera; Vespertilionidae. Gene Ontology annotation, molecular function: zinc ion binding; ubiquitin protein ligase activity.
CGGAGCGGAGAGCACUGGAGGCCAUGGCCGCCGCCGGCUGCUGACGGGCUCUGCCCGCGAGCGCACGCUGCCGCGGACGAUGGUGACCGUACGCGUCGGGCCGUUGCCGCCGCCGCUGCCGCCGCCUCCCGAGACACAGCAACCAAGGCCCGGCGCGGAGGAGCCGCCGCUGUGAGCCCUGCUGUCCCGGCCCCCGUCGCCGCCGCUCUAGGAGAACGGGAGGGCGGGUCUGCUCCAAGAAAAAACAUGGCUGCAAAGGAGAAAAUGGAGGCAGUGUUAAAUGUGGCCCUGAGGGUGCCAAGCAUCAUGCUGUUGGAUGUCCUGUACAGAUGGGAUGUCAGCUCCUUCUUCCAGCAGAUCCAAAGAAGUAGCCUCAAUCACAACCCUCUUUUCCAAUAUAAGUAUUUGGCUCUUAAUAUGCAUUAUGUAGGUUAUAUCUUAAGUGUUGUGCUACUAACCUUGCCCAGGCAAUACCUGGUUCAGCUUUACCUAUAUUUUUUGACUGCCCUUCUCCUCUAUGCUGGACAUCAAAUCUCCAGGGACUAUGUUCGAAGUGAAUUGGAGUCUGCCUAUGAAGGACCGAUGUAUUUAGAACCUCUCUCCAUGAAUCGAUUUACCACAGCCUUAAUAGGUCAGUUGGUGGUGUGUACUUUAUGCUCCUGUGUCAUGAAAACGAAGCAGAUUUGGCUCUUUUCCGCCCACAUGCUUCCUCUGCUAGCACGACUCUGCCUGGUUCCUCUGGAGACCAUUGUUAUCAUCAACAAAUUCGCUAUGAUUUUUACUGGAUUGGAAGUUCUUUAUUUUCUUGGGUCUAAUCUUUUGGUACCUUAUAACCUUGCUAAGUCUGCAUACAGAGAAUUGGUUCAGGUUGUGGAGGUAUAUGGCCUUCUAGCCUUGGGAAUGUCCCUGUGGAAUCAACUGGUGGUCCCUGUACUUUUCAUGGUUUUCUGGCUCCUCUUGUUUGCUCUUCAGAUUUACUCCUACUUCAGCACUCGAGAUCAGCCUGCGUCGCGGGAGAGGCUUCUUUUCCUUUUCUUGACAAGUAUUGCUGAAUGCUGCAGCACUCCUUAUUCUCUUUUGGGUUUGGUCUUCACGGUUUCUUUUGUUGCCUUGGGUGUUCUGACACUCUGCAAGUUUUACUUGCAGGGCUAUCGAGCUUUCAUGAAUGAUCCUGCCAUGAACCGGGGCAUGACAGAAGGAGUUACGCUGUUAAUCCUGGCGGUGCAGACGGGUCUCAUCGAGCUGCAGGUGGUUCACCGGGCAUUCCUGCUCAGUAUUAUCCUUUUCAUUGUUGUAGCUUCUAUCCUACAGUCUAUGCUGGAGAUUGCAGAUCCUAUUGUUUUGGCGCUGGGAGCAUCUAGAGACAAGAGUUUAUGGAAACACUUCCGUGCUGUGAGCCUUUGUUUAUUUUUACUGAUAUUCCCUGCUUACAUGGCUUACAUGAUUUGCCAGUUUUUCCACAUGGAUUUUUGGCUUCUUAUCAUUAUUUCUAGCAGCAUUCUUACCUCUCUUCAGGUUCUGGGAACACUUUUUAUUUAUGUCUUAUUUAUGGUUGAGGAAUUCAGAAAAGAGCCAGUAGAAAAUAUGGAUGAUGUUAUCUACUAUGUGAAUGGCACUUACCGCCUGCUGGAGUUUCUUGUGGCGCUUUGUGUGGUGGCCUAUGGCGUCUCGGAGACCAUCUUUGGAGAGUGGACAGUAAUGGGCUCAAUGAUCAUCUUCAUCCAUUCCUACUACAAUGUGUGGCUUCGGGCCCAGCUGGGCUGGAAGAGCUUUCUUCUCCGCAGGGAUGCUGUGAAUAAGAUUAAAUCAUUACCUCUGGCAACGAAAGAGCAGCUUGAGAAACACAAUGAUAUUUGUGCCAUCUGUUAUCAGGACAUGAAGUCCGCUGUGAUCACGCCUUGCAGUCAUUUCUUCCACGCAGGCUGUCUGAAGAAGUGGCUGUAUGUCCAGGAGACCUGCCCCCUGUGCCACUGCCACCUCAAAAACUCUUCCCAGUUCCCAGGGUCAGGGACCGAGCCGGCUCCACAACCGCGUGCUGGAGCUGAGCAAAACGCUGUGCGUCAGGAAGGUGCCCAGCCGGCUUCACAACCGCGUGCUGGAGCUGAGCAAAACGCUGUGCGUCAGGAAGGUGCCCAGCCGGCUCCACAACCGGCUCCACAACCGCAUGCUGGAGCCGAGGAAAACGCUGAGCGUCAGGAAGGUGCCCAGCCGGCUCCACAACCGCGUGCUGGAGCCGAGCAAAACGCUGAGCGUCAGGAAGGGACUGCACCCCCAGACCAAGAGCAUCCUCGAGGGACUGGAAUGGAAAGUUCCAGAGACAAUAAUGAGUGCAUUGCCAGCAGAUCAGCCAUGUUUCCAACUCCUUGCCAGACUUUGGACCUGAGAAGACAAACUUUAAUCACCUAGUUUGUACCACGGAAGAGAAAACAAGAAAAUCAGAUCAGAUUUCCCUUAUACUUGAUCAAAUGAAGUGAGAAAAUAGCACAUUCCUGAUGGGUUCUUUUUAGGCCACUUUUCCUAUCCACUUAAUUUCUCAGACGGUGUGUAUAUACUUUUUACCCAUGAUCACUUUUUUUUUUUUAGAAAUUUUAUUCCCUUAUGAACUUUGACAUCAAAGUCAGUACUAAACAAUCUCAAUUCUCAUACUAGUUAUCAGUGAAUAUUUCUAGUUUGUGUUGUUUCUCAUUUUACAAAGCUGUUCUAGAGGUCUAAAUCAUGCUGUUUGCACAGCAUGUCUUCAUAGAGGUCUGGUUUUCUUUUUUUGUUAAUCCUCACCCAAAGAUGUUUUUUUCCAUUGAUUUUUAGAGAGAGUGGAAGGAAGGAAAGGAGGGGGGAAGAGAGAGAGAAAAAAAAAUAACAAUGUAAGAGAUACACACUGAUUGGUUGCCUCUCAUUUGAAUUCCCUAGUAGUCCAGUGGUCAGGGACUCCUUAGCCCAGAGGCUGGGUCUGCCUUGAGUCUCACGCCUUGAUUGUCCCUGUUCUGAGGUGUACUCCAUUUCCUCACGGAGCUGGUCCCACAGGUGUCCAAUGGUUGGGGAGACUCCUUAACCCAGAGGCUGGGUCUGCCUUGAGUCUCACGCCUUGAUUGUCCCUGUUCUGACCUGUACUUCAUUCCCCAUGGAGCUGGUCCCACAGGUGUAAGCUGGAGGUGCUUGGGGUCCUUGCUUUUGCCUUGUUGCACUGUCUGAUGCAGUGUCUAUGGCUGGGACCCAAACACUGUUUCUGACUAAUUAGAUCAGUCAAAGACUCAAAGUCUCCAGAGACCUGCCUCUGCCUGCAGACUGAUUGGAUUCAGCCUUGAGUAACCUUGCACUUGUCCACAGGUGGGGUGAGAGGUUUCCCAACUGGGUGGGGUGAUUGCUUUUGCCUGGAGGCUGAUUGUUAUUCUCAGUUUCUUAAUGGGCCUGGGAAAUUCUGUAUAGUACCUUUGGGCAAGGUGUUUUCCAUUAGGGUGGGUCAACCGUCUUCCCCCCAGGCAAAAACCACCUGGAUAGCAAAUGUCAGCCUGAGAAAAAUGACCUCUGCAGCAUGAGGAAAUGACUCAGGAAACUGGGGUGUCUGCCUUCCAAGUGCUAACCCCAGAGCCCCCAACCCUGGCUUCUGCUCACCCAGCUCCAGUCAUUCUGCACUCCCUUUGCUGGAGCCCAAGGUGAGUGGCUGUACACAAAAUUUUGUGCAUUUGCCCUUUAAGAGGGUGCCUGCAUUUCCAGCAGUCUCUCCCUGGCAGACAGCAAGCUGCUGCUUUUCAUAGCCAGAUAUUGUGUGGGUACCCUUCUCAGUUCUGGUGCUCUCUGCUGGGAGGUCCAUCUUGGGGAUUAGACCCCAGAGUUCUCAGUGGCAAUCCCCUACAGCUGAGCUAUCCCUCUGGAACUUCAGCUGCAGUCUGUAGGGCCUCAGCCAGCCCUUCAUGCCUCUCCUACCAGUCUCUAUGUGUCUCCACUUUCUGUCCUUGAUUAUCAGGGUUCUCUCCAGUUAGACUUCAGUUGAUUAUUCAGGAUGGUUUUGUUGUUGUUGUUGUUUGUUUGUUUCUUUUUUGUAUUUUAGUUGUAAAUGUAAUUCCAGUUUGGUCCUAUAGUGUGUCUGUGUAGCAUCCACUUAACUCCACUGCCAUUUUUAAUCUGGAAAAGUAUUUUAAAAGAAUAAAAAUCCCACCUAAUCUCACUUUUGGAAUUAGUCUUUUCAAGUUAUUUUUAUAUC